Staurois parvus is the source of this 327-nucleotide messenger RNA. NCBI's taxonomy places the organism in Eukaryota, Metazoa, Chordata, Amphibia, Anura, Ranidae. The record is from the annotation of a GenBank genome assembly.
CUGUAGUGUGGCCGCUCGGCUUGACAGCCGGGUGCCAAGUGCUUGCAGUCUCUGGCCAUCUCCUGUACUAUGUCCGCAGUCUCUGGCCAUCUCCUGUACUAUGUCUGCAGUCUCUGGUCAUCCCCUGUACUGUGUCCGCAGUCUCUGGUCAUCUCCUGUACUGUGUCCGCAGUCUCUGGUCAUCUCCUGUACUGUGUCCGCAGUCUCUGGUCAUCUCCUGUACUGUGUCCACAGUCUCUGGUCAUCUCCUGUACUAUGUCUGCAGUCUCUGGUCAUCUCCUGUACUAUGUCCACAGUCUCUGCUCAUCUCCUGUACUAUGUCCGCAG